Messenger RNA from Asparagus officinalis (garden asparagus), 1794 nucleotides. Its product is annotated as pentatricopeptide repeat-containing protein At1g66345, mitochondrial-like. The record is from RefSeq and is a predicted model, not a curated record. NCBI's taxonomy places the organism in Eukaryota, Viridiplantae, Streptophyta, Magnoliopsida, Asparagales, Asparagaceae. The transcript has a single exon. Gene Ontology annotation, molecular function: protein binding. Bases 3 to 1706 code for a protein of 567 amino acids.
UGAUGUCCUUUAUUCGAAUUCCUCGAACCCUCACCCAUAAUAUCUCCCAAUCUCUUAAACCCUACUCCUCCUUCAAUCUCAGAUCAUCCCAAACCCUAGCCAAACAGCCAAAUUCCUCAGACUUUGUAGCCCCAGUUUGCAAUCUUUUAGCUCAAGGAGCAAACUGGGACACUCUAACUUCCAAAUUUCCCUCCAUCCAAUUAACUGAAACCCUUGUAGAGAAAGUCCUCCUCAACCUCAAAGAACCCAUGAACGCCAAAAAGGCCUUGACUUUCUUCCACUGGUCCUCCCAAGAUCAAAACUUUCGACAUGGGCUUCGCUCUUAUUGCAUAGUUAUUCACAUCCUUGUUCAUGCUGGGCUGCUUACUGAUGCCCAGGCAUUGCUUGAGUCUUGUAUAAAAAAGAAUUUAGCAUCCGAGCACUCGAGAAUUUCAGUGGCAGAGACCAUUUUGAGCACUUAUGGACUUGCAUUACCCGGUCCUCGGGUGUUUGAUCUUUUAGUACAGACUUAUUCAAAGAUGAGGACGGUUGAGCUUGCUUUUGAUGCUUGUUGUUACUUGAGUGAUCAUGGGUUCUGUUCUAGUCUCAUCAGUUUUAAUUCGAUGUUGCGUGUUGCUCAGAGAUCAGAUAAGAACGAUUUUGCAUGGAAGGUGUAUGAAUAUAUGAUUGAGAGAAGAGUUUAUCCAAACCAAAGAACUGUUGAGAUUAUGGUCGAUGUUAUGUGCAAGGAGGGGAGUUUAAGAACGAUGACUGAUGUUUUGAGUAGAAUUCGCAGGAAAAAUUGUGGCCCUGGAGUGAUUGUUAAUUUGAGGUUGGCUUUGAGGAUAUUUCAAGAGGGUAGAAUCGAAGAAGGGGUCAUGUUGCUUAAAAGACUUUUGCAAAAGAAGUUGAUCUUAGAUGAUGUGAUGAAUUCUUUAGUUAUAUAUGGGUAUUGCGAGAUGGGUAAAUUGGAGCUGGCCUAUGAAUUUUAUGAUAGCAUGGUUAAGAGAGGAUUCAGUUCUAAUGCUUUUGUUCAUACUUCUUUUAUAGGAGCAUAUUGUAAGGAUGGAAGGAUUGAAAAAGCUAUGCGAUUGAUGGAAGAAAUGGAAUCCAUUGGAUUGAAGCCGUAUGACAAGACUUACAAUUUUCUUAUGGGAGGUUGUUCCAGAGUUGGGAGAUUGGAUGAUAGCUUGAAGUUGCAUGAGAGGAUGCUGAAGAAAGGAUUUAUUCUUGAUUGUUCAGCUUGCAGUGAGAUCGCAGGAAAGCUUUCAGAAGCUGGAGAGGUUGAGAAAGCAAGUGAGUUAUUAACUGUUUUAAUCGAUAAAGGGUUUGUGCCAAAUGAAGAGAUUUACUCUAAGCUCAUGGAUGGAUACGGAAAGAUUAGAAAGGCUCAAGAGAUUCUUAAAAUAUACUAUGAAAUGGAGCACAGAGGCCUCACUAUUGGUCCUUUGGUCCAGACUUCAUUGAUUAGAAAUCUUUGUGAAUGUGGAGAUUUGAAAGAAGCCGAAAAAUUCGUAAAUAUUAUUAAAGAGAAAUCCAUGACCCUCAACAGUUGUAUGUUUGAUGCAAUGAUAAAAGGGUGUUGCAGGAAAGGUGAGAUUAAAAAGGCACUGGCUUUCUAUGAUGAGAUGAUACAGAAGGAGUUGCAACCUUGUGCUAAUACCUUUAUGAUUUUAAUUAGGAGCAUGUUUGAAGUCGGUAAUGUAAAAUGCAUAAAGAUGUGCUAGAAAAAUAGACUGCUGAGAGCCUGAGAUCAACGGAGAUGAGGUGCAUGAUUGGUUGAGUUGGCCUAGAACGAAAAACAUCAUUGUAUCU